Messenger RNA from Drosophila eugracilis, 1237 nucleotides. RefSeq names its product troponin I (gene wupA). Gene Ontology annotation, biological process: muscle contraction. Gene Ontology annotation, cellular component: troponin complex. Bases 154 to 945 code for a protein of 263 amino acids. The transcript is spliced from 10 exons. Lineage: Eukaryota; Metazoa; Arthropoda; Insecta; Diptera; Drosophilidae. The record is from RefSeq and is a predicted model, not a curated record.
GGCUAGCCGCUAGAAUAUAGUCUGCCGUGGAUCGUCGGACCGUUCAGUCUUUUUGUGUCGUUCAGUAUCAUCCGAUUCGUGUGAUCGACAGCACAGCCGAAUUUUUUUUCUUUUUUUUCUAAUUCCUUGAAGUAACCAAAAACACAAAUCAAAAUGGCUGAUGAUGAGAAAAAGGCAGCAGCACCGGCCGCAGCACCGGCUGCAGCUCCGGCAGCGGCAGCGGCGGCCAAACCGGCAGCAGCGGCGGCUCCGGCGGCCAAUGGCAAGGCUCCGGCAGCCAAUGGUAAGGCCCCGGCAGCCGCCGCCGCGCCCGCCGGUCCACCCAAGGAUCCUAAUGACCCCAAAGUGAAGGCCGAGGAGGCUAAGAAGGCUAAACAGGCUGAGAUCGAGCGCAAGCGUGCUGAGGUGCGCAAGCGCAUGGAGGAAGCCUCCAAGGCCAAGAAGGCCAAGAAGGGUUUCAUGACUCCAGAGAGGAAGAAGAAGCUCAGGUUGCUGCUGCGUAAGAAAGCCGCUGAGGAAUUGAAGAAAGAACAGGAACGCAAAGCAGCUGAACGUAGACGCAUCAUUGAAGAACGUUGCGGCAGUCCCAGGAAUCUCAGCGAUGCCAGCGAAGAUUCACUUCAAAGUACUUGUAAGGACUACCAGAAUAAGAUACUGAAACUAGAGUCCGAAAAGUACGAUCUCGAGUACGAGGUAGCCAGAAAGGAUUAUGAGAUCAACGAUCUCAAUGCCCAAGUUAACGAUCUUCGCGGCAAGUUCGUCAAGCCAGCCCUGAAGAAGGUCUCCAAAUACGAAAACAAAUUCGCCAAGCUGCAGAAGAAGGCCGCUGAGUUCAACUUCCGCAACCAGCUCAAGGUGGUGAAGAAGAAGGAGUUCACGCUGGAGGAGGAGGAGAAGGAGAAAAAGAUAAAAGAUGCCGCUGUGCUAAAUAAAGCCAAAAAGUAAGAAACCCGACUGGUCCAAGGGCAAGCCCGGUGAUGCCAAGGUGAAGGAGGAGGUUGAGGCCGAAGCUUAAGUGUCCACACGUCCACUAGUGUCCACUGACCCGUGACUCCCGCCCUAAACAAUAAUUGAAAUUAUUUACAACAAUUAUCUGAAGCAAUACAAUUUAUAUAAAUCUAUUAAUAUAUAUAUCCACAAAUAUAUAUGCAUGUAUAUAUCUCGCCAUAUAUAUGUGUCCACAAUGGAUUUGAUCAGAAAUGAAGUCAAUAAACAACAACAGCAACAACUUAAAAAA